CUCCAACAGUGAAAAGUAGUGACAACUUAGCUCUAUAUAUAAAGCCGAAUCUCAAAUUCCCUUUGCAUUUCUCUUCCUCUUUACAAAAGAAUAAAACAUAAUCAAAAUACAAACAAACUAGUAGUGCAAAUAUCUCUCUCCCACUGCCACUCAGAUUGCCUUGCACUCAUUUUUCCACCCAUUUUUCCGGGGCUUAAGUAACAUAAUAUAAUUUGUUUGUUUGUUUUUUUGUCAGCCAUUCUUCUUUACUUUUCCAAAAAUAAAUCCACAUGGCUUUGAAAUCUUCAAACUUGUUGAGGAGCCAUCUUUUUGACGGGUUUUUGUCCAGGGGUAGAAGAGAGAAAAGGAAAGUAAUGGCUAAACCGGUGAGGCUCAAAGGGGUGGAUGAUGACUUGCAGAAGAUUUUGGAUGCUAAUAUGGAUGAAGCACCAGCUAGAAGAAAAGCUAGGGAAGCCUUUAAGAAGUUUCAGCUUGGAAUUGAUCAUAUUUUGUUCAAGACACCUAUAGAUGGAUUGAAGAUGAAUGAGUCAUAUGAGGUGAAUUCUAGGGGAUUGGAAAUUUUCUCAAAAAGUUGGCUUCCAGAGACCUCCUGCCCCAAGGCAAUGGUGUUCUUUUGUCAUGGUUAUGGAGACACUUGCACAUUUUUUGUUGAAGGUAUUGCUAGGAAAUUGGCAUUGUGUGGGUAUGGAGUUUUUGCAAUGGAUUACCCAGGAUUUGGUCUGUCAGAAGGUCUUCAUUGCUAUAUUCCCAGCUUUGACAGGCUUGUUGAUGAUGUGAUUGAGCAAUACUCCAAAGUCAAAGAGAAUCCUAAAUUUCGGACCCUUCCAAGCUUCCUAUUCGGGCAGUCCAUGGGUGGAGCUGUAGCUCUGAAGGUGCAUCUAAAACAACCUAAUGCCUGGAGUGGUGCCUGUCUUGUUGCUCCUAUGUGCAAAAUUGCUGAUGACAUGGUUCCACCCUGGAUAGUGAAGCAAAUUCUGAUUGGUGUGGCUAAUCUUCUCCCGAAGCAGAAGUUAGUCCCACAAAAGGAUUUGGCAGAGGCAGCAUUUAGAGACAUUAAGAAGAGAGAACUGACACCCUAUAAUGUUAUUGCUUACAAGGACAAGCCACGCUUGUGGACUGCUCUAGAGAUGCUGAGAACCACUAAUGAGAUAGAAAAAAACUUGGAAAAGGUUUCGCUUCCAAUCUUAAUCUUGCAUGGAGAGAAUGAUGUUGUAACUGACCCAUCUGUUAGCAGAGCCUUGUACGAGAAAGCAAGAAGCUCGGACAAGAGGAUUAUUAUUUAUAAGGAUGCAGGCCAUUCUCUUCUUGAAGGGGAACCAGAUGAUAUGAUUCUUAGAGUUUUUAGUGAUAUAAUUUCUUGGCUUGAUGAACAUAGCAGUAAUACUGCAUGCUAACCUCAUAUCUUUAUUUGGUUCCCUACAUUUUCUUAUACAAAACAAUUCAACAAAGGGAAUAAAGAUCCGAGAAUAAGGAUCCGCUGCGGUAGAUCUCUGGAUUGGUUACAUUCGUUGUAUAUUCAGGAAAUUAAAUUAAGUAAAGAGAUAUUUUCUUGUGUUAUAAACCUGGUUUACAUUAUUA
This is a messenger RNA of Theobroma umbraticum, 1578 nucleotides long. Its product is annotated as alpha/beta-Hydrolases superfamily protein. NCBI's taxonomy places the organism in Eukaryota, Viridiplantae, Streptophyta, Magnoliopsida, Malvales, Malvaceae. The record is from RefSeq and is a predicted model, not a curated record.